AUGUCCGAAAAGCUCCAAGUAGCAGUCGCAGGCAUCGGCCGCAUGGGCAUGCGUCACGCCCGCCACUUCGCAACCCUCACACCACGCGCCGAACUCAUCGCCGUGACCUCACCAGUGCAAGCCGAACUAGACGCCGCAAAGAAAGAAUUCGGCUGCCGCACAUACCUCUCCUUCGACGACAUGCUAGCCCAAGAAAAGACCCUGCAAGCCAUUGUCGUUGCAUCCGCCACGACCGUCCACGCCGAGCAAGCCAUCAAAGCCAUCGAAGCAGGCAAGCACGUUCUCUGCGAGAAGCCCUUAAGCACCAGUCCCGAGGUGUCCCAGUCAGUCGUCGACGCCUACAGGAAAUCCCAAAAGAAGAACCCCGACCAGAAAGUAAUCUGCGGCUUCUCGCGCCGCUUCGACGCCUCAUACCGCGACGCUUACAAGCGCAUGGCCAACGGCGACAUCGGCACGCCGUCCGUCUUCCGCUCGCAGACCUGCGACAAGCUCGAUCCGAGCGGCUUUUUCGUCGCUUAUGCUGAGUUCUCGGGGGGCAUUUUUGUCGACUGCUCGAUUCACGAUAUCGAUCUUGCGCUUUGGUUCUUUGGCGAGGACAGUCGCGUCAAGUCGGUUACGGCUGUUGGCAUUACGGCUGUGCAACCUGAUCUGAGGAAGCAUAAUGAUCGCGAUAAUGCUGUUGGAAUUAUUGAGUUUUAUGGCGGGAAAAUCGCUCAACUAUACUGCUCGCGCAUGAUGGCAGCCGGCCAAAUGGACUGCACGGAAGUGUUUGGCACAAACGGUCAAAUCGCCGUCAACACCCAGCCGCAAUCGAACCUGGUGAAUUUGUUCGAGUCGACGGGCGUGCGUCGUGAGAUCCCGCCUGACUACUAUGGCCGAUUCCGCGAGGCGUUUGUUACGGAGGCGAAUGAGUUUACAGCUGCUUGUCUUGAUAACUUGCCGGCGCCUAUGUCCCUUGAAGGGGCUGUUGCUGCUGUGCGGAUUGGGUGUGCGUUGCAGGAAAGUUUGAUUUCUGGGAAGAAGAUUGAGUUUGAUGAGAGUGGGGAGAGGGUUGAGGUUUCUAAGCUUUAG
Messenger RNA from Penicillium nucicola, 1071 nucleotides. RefSeq lists its product as uncharacterized. The coding region runs from base 1 to 1071 and encodes 356 amino acids. Gene Ontology annotation, cellular component: cytoplasm. Gene Ontology annotation, biological process: NADPH regeneration. The transcript is spliced from 3 exons. Gene Ontology annotation, molecular function: oxidoreductase activity; nucleotide binding. NCBI's taxonomy places the organism in Eukaryota, Fungi, Ascomycota, Eurotiomycetes, Eurotiales, Aspergillaceae. The record is from RefSeq and is a predicted model, not a curated record.